Molecule: messenger RNA, 693 nt
Organism: Scomber japonicus (chub mackerel)
Lineage: Eukaryota; Metazoa; Chordata; Actinopteri; Scombriformes; Scombridae
Product: rho-related GTP-binding protein RhoN-like
Exons: 5
Coding region: 1-693 (230 amino acids)
Biological process (GO): small GTPase-mediated signal transduction
Molecular function (GO): GTPase activity; GTP binding
Source: RefSeq, a predicted model, not a curated record
AUGGAGAGCAAAGGAUUACUUCGCUGUAAGAUUGUGGUUGUCGGUGACACGCAGUGUGGAAAGACGGCUCUCCUCCACGUUUUUGCCAAAGACUCGUACCCAGAGAAUUAUGUUCCCACGGUGUUUGAGAAUUACACAGCCAGCUUCGAGAUCGACAAACAGCGGAUCGAGCUCAACAUGUGGGACACUUCAGGUUCAGCCUACUAUGACAAUGUGCGGCCGUUGGCCUAUCCCGACUCAGACGCUGUACUCAUCUGCUUUGACAUCAGCCGCCCGGAGACGAUGGACAGCGUGCUGAAAAAGUGGCAAGGUGAGACGCAGGAGUUCUGUCCCAAUGCCAAAGUGGUGCUGGUCGGCUGCAAGUUGGACAUGAGGACAGAUCUCAACGUCUUGAGGGAGCUUUCCAAACACAGACUCAUUCCUAUUACCCAUGAACAGGGCACUCAUUUGGCGAGGCAGAUCGGUGCCGUGGCCUAUGCAGAGUGCACUUCAAAGUAUUCUGAGAACAGCGUCCGUGAUGUUUUCCACGUCACCACAGUGGCGUCUGUGUCCCGCAUCCACCGGCCUCAGCUCAAACGUGCUGGCUCACGUCGCGGCCUCAAGCGGGUCUCCCAGCAGCCGCCCCGGACUGAGAUUCACGAGCAUCCCCCUCCCAUUAGAAAGGACCGGGCCAAAAGCUGUGUGCUCAUGUAG